This is a messenger RNA of Heterostelium album PN500, 3066 nucleotides long. Its product is annotated as serine hydrolase domain-containing protein. The record is from RefSeq and is a predicted model, not a curated record. Bases 1 to 3066 code for a protein of 1021 amino acids. Lineage: Eukaryota; Evosea; Eumycetozoa; Acytosteliales; Acytosteliaceae. The transcript has 7 exons.
AUGACAAAUUAUGAACCCACAAUCUCUCUUUUAAAAAAAUCAAGUAGUGAUUUAAAAGUUAUUGGUAUUGUUUUGGUAGAGUCAUGUCCUGAGUAUCCAAAACCGAUUCCGUUGGAUCAAUCGAAUCCACUUCUGAUCGAGGCAUACCAACAAGUAGAUCAGAUGAUACAAAGUAGAAUGAAUCAAUAUGGUAUCAAAAGUUUUAUUGCAUCUAUUGUAUACCUUGAUGAACUGGUAUGGUAUAAAGCAUAUGGACAUAUCAAUCCACUCGAUAACAGUAGCACUCCUCUAACAGUUGACAGCAAUAUAAGAAUAGCAAGUAUUACAAAGGUUUUCACUGAUAUUAUGAUGUUCCAAUUGAGAGACAAAGGAUUGUUGGAUUUGGACGAUGAACUCGUUAAAUAUAUUCCGGAGUUUAAUAUGAAAAAUCCGUAUCCAACAAAGCGUGGAAUUACUUUACGCCAGUUAGCUUCACACCAAGCUGGACUUCCUCGUGAGAUUCCAUGUCAAUUUAAUGAAAGAGCAACUUCUUCCUGUACUGAAAAGUUGAUACUUCAACGUUUAUCCAACCAAUAUCUUAUAUUACCACAAUACUCCACCUCUCAUUAUUCUAACCUUGGCGUUUCACUACUUGGUCAUGCAAUGGAGCGAAUCAAAAGAGUCAACACCUACGAACAAUAUAUCAAAGACAAUAUACUUGUACCACUUGAAAUGAAAAGUACUACAUUCAACUACAAUAAGAUUAAAGAUAAUUUAGCUGGUGGAACAAUUAAGCUUCCGAAUGGUAACUAUAUAGAAUCUACUCCUUUUACAGUUGGAUGGGGUUCUCCUACCGGUGGAUUGUUCAGUACCGCUCGUGACAUGUCAAAAUUCAUGAUAUUCCUGCUUAAUACACUGGACGGUAACAAGAACAACUAUGUAAAUGUAAAUAAGUACUCUAAAGUUCUCGAUCCAUCUACUUUAAAUGAAGCUCAAGAAGCCAUUGCUUUGAUUGCAGAUGGUUCCUCUGCAAUGGGCACUCCACUCAAGAUGUCCUACGACCAAACCAAUCAGUUAUGGUCAAAGAACAAAAAUGGUGCUCAAAGUGGCUACCUCACUAACAUGGCACUGAUUCCACCAUUCCAAAUUGGUCUGUUCUUUGGUGCUACACCCAACAUUAACUCUGAAGAUAUAUUUACCAGUGACGCAGCUAAAAUUCUACUACCUGUUUAUCGCAAAUUACUUUCAACAAAUAAUAACUGUACCCUAUUGAAAAAAGAAAAAGAUAAAACAAGUAGAACUCAAAGAUUUCAGAUGUACAAUGCAGAACUGUUAUUGGUUCACACGACAAUGAACUCAUUUACUUCACUACCGACACCAACAACCCUACUCGUUGCAACAGCUACUGCUGUUUAUGAUUUGAAAAAUAAGAGAAUACCACCACAACUAAUCUUCAAAUGUAUAUUUUUAUCAUUGUUAUUUCUAUGGGUGGUCGAUCAUAGUAUUGUUUUGGUAGAGUCAUGUCCUGAGUACCCAACACCGAUUCCAUUGGAUCAAUCGAAUCCACUUCUGAUCGAGGCAUACCAACAAGUAGAUCAGAUGAUACAAAGUAGAAUGAAUCAAUACGGUAUCAAAAGUUUUAUUGCAUCUAUUGUAUACCUUGAUGAACUGGUAUGGUAUAAAGCAUAUGGACAUAUCAAUCCACUCGAUAACAGUACCAAUCCAUUAACAAUUGACAGCAAUAUAAGAUUAGCAAGUAUAACAAAGGUUUUCACUGAUAUUAUGAUGUUCCAAUUGAGAGACAAAGGAUUGUUGAAUUUGGACGAUGAACUCGUUAAAUAUAUUCCAGAGUUUAGCAUUAAUAAUCCGUAUCCAACGAAACGUGGAAUAACACUACGUGAGUUAGCUUCACAUCAAAGUGGACUGCCUCGUGAAAUUCCGUGUCAGUCAAACGAAGAAGGAACAUCAGCCUGUACGGAGCAGCUGAUACUUCAACGUCUUUCCGACCAAUACCUUAUACUACCGCAAUACUCUAUCACCCAUUAUUCGAAUCUCGGUGUUUCACUACUUGGUCAUGCAAUGGAGCGAAUCGAAGGAGUCAACACAUACCAACAGUAUAUCACCGAAAAUAUUCUCGAACCACUUGAAAUGAAAAGUACAACAUUCAACUACACUGAGAUUCAAGAUAAUUUAGCGCGUGGAAUCAUUCAGUUUUCGAAUGGCAGCUAUAUAGAAUCACCGGUUCUACCGAUAGGAUGGGGUGCACCUGCCGGUGGAUUGUUUAGUACCGGUCGUGACAUGUCGAAAUUCAUGAUAUUCCUGCUCAAUUCGCUGUACAGUAACAGCAACAACUAUGUGAAUGGCAGUAAGUACUUUAACAUUCUCGAUCCAUCUACUUUAAACGAAGCACAAGAAGCAAUUGCUUUGAUUCAAGAUGGUUCAUCGGCGUAUGGCACUCCAUUCGAGAUGUACUACAACCAAGACAAUCAGAUAUGGUCAAAGAACAAACUAGGCAUUCAAAGUGGCUACACUGUCAACAUGGCACUGAUUCCACCAUUCCAAAUCGGUCUGUUCUUUGGCGCCACUCUCAAUAUUGACUCUGAAGAUGUAUUCACCAGUGACGCCCUUGAUAUUCUACUGCCUGUUUAUCAAAAGCUACUAUUAAACAAUUCCCUGUCACAUAAUAAUAACCACAACAAAAAUAAGCAUAAGCAUAACAAAGAAAAAGAUAGAGCAAGUACAAGCUUAAAGAUGUCAUAUAUGGGAUUAUAUAAAGAUAAUAGUACAGGUAUAGAAUGUAGAAUUGGAAUGUAUAAGAAUCAACUUACUCUGCAAUUCUCUGGCUCACUUUAUAGUGUCAAUGAGUUCAAGUCAUCGCUACCACUGAUACAAAGAAUAUUGCUCAUUGAUACAGAUACAAUAUGUAAAACUAUUGUCGACUCAUACAACAAUGAACUCAUCUACUUCACCACCGACACCAACAACCCUACUCGUUGCAACACCAUACUGAUAGCAGGACAGACUUUACAACUCAUUACUGAAGAUCCAAACUACAUCACUGGACAGAAAAUUAGAUUGACGCAAUAA